Molecule: messenger RNA, 1253 nt
Organism: Cotesia glomerata
Lineage: Eukaryota; Metazoa; Arthropoda; Insecta; Hymenoptera; Braconidae
Product: mitochondrial fission regulator 2-like
Exons: 6
Coding region: 454-1149 (231 amino acids)
Source: RefSeq, a predicted model, not a curated record
UCAUUAUGAAAGUUUCAUAACCUAACACUGGCAAAAAGUUAAAACGACAAAAAAACAAGAAUUGAUGUCACUGACAAUAAAAUCAACUGUUAAUUAUCCGCUUAUUAAAUUUUACCUAUACAAGUUAAUUGACACAUGACAUAUCUAGAAUAAAAAAAAUAAAAAAUUAACCAGCACUGACCCAAUUUCCAAGUGAUCCACUAAAAACAAUUAUCAAUACUAGAUUUAUUUUUUCGAACCAACAACCUGUGCAUCAGCUGUUGGCACUUGUUCAUCUUCCAUUGAAAAAUUAUUCAUUUAUACUUCAAUUAUUGUAUCAAUAUCAACUGGACAAUUAUCACAGCUGAUUGUUUGAUGUUUCUGGUAAAUGUAACUGGAUGUUAUUUUAUUCCAUUGGUUACUAUUUGAGGUCAAUUACCGAUUUUAAUUAACUCUUGCUUUUGAAGAAAUUCAAUGGGAGAAGCACCUAAAUAUUAUGGAAAAAGACGUAGCUUAGUGCGGCGCAUAGGUUCGUUUUUGCCGCUGAAGCCUCCUCCGAAAAUUUAUGUAAGGGUAACACCACUUCACUCUAUGUCCAGCUCGAUGAUCAACGAAGUUGCGAAUGACAACAAUCAUACCAAUGGUUUUGGAGUUGCUGACAGCAGACUGUCUGGAAGCAAACCCGACUUACUGGAGCCAAUAAGUUUCGGCUCAGAGGUAAGACUCCUAGCAUUGGAGCAGGAACUCCAGGAAUUGAGGUCACAAGUAUCGAAAAUAGUAAAAACGACCAGCCAGCGCGAGCAUUAUUCAUCGUUAGCGUCGUUAUCGAAUGGAAACUCGAGUAUAGGACUAAGACCUCCUCCUCCCCCGCCGCCCUUGCCACCCCCGACGACUCCGCACAUCGCGAGACGAGCUAGUCUCCAGGAUUACAAAACCGAGGAACGCAAGAAGCCUUUGUUGACCCAGAAGUCUAUGGCUGAUAUGAUCAAAGAUAUUGAUAAAGUUAAAUUAAAACCUAUUGAAAGGUCACCCGGUGGACGUCCAGUUCGAAUUAAACGAGAAAACAGUCCCUGUAACGACUUGCAAGAAAUCCUCCGCCGUAGAUACGACGCCAUGAAGUCUCCAGACAGUAGAAAUUCAUCAGUAUUGAACGUCGAUGAAUCCUUUUAAUUUCUCUCUAAAAAAAAAAAAAAACAAUUUUAUUUUUAUUUCUACUCAUUGCUCAUAUUAUUUUAUAAGAUUUUUUUUUUCAAUAAAAAAAGAAAAAUAGUUAA